Molecule: messenger RNA, 387 nt
Organism: Trichoderma reesei QM6a
Lineage: Eukaryota; Fungi; Ascomycota; Sordariomycetes; Hypocreales; Hypocreaceae
Exons: 4
Coding region: 1-387 (128 amino acids)
Source: RefSeq, a predicted model, not a curated record
AUGGCAAUGGGUCUAAUAAAGAGAUUACAGCCGCAUUUGAAUCUUAGAGAUUUUCCAUCACUAGCAAAGGAGGAUAGGCCCUCUAAAUCUAGUACAGUCGAGACGGAUACGACAGACAGAGAAGGCAUUGCCGUAGGCCAUGCAGCAUUGAAAGAGGCGUUAUUACGAGAAGGACAUGGAUGCGCUUCGUGCGAUGAGCACAUGGAUGUCAUUCGUGAGGAUACAAUCAACUCAUCUUUUCUCGUCCAGCUUUGGUGUACCGUCUCUGUAUGUUCCCAGGUGCAUACCGUACAUGUCCAUGAACACAAACGGCGUCAUCGUCAUCAUCAUCAUCAUCAUCAGUCAGCCCAAGAGCGCUACAAGGCCGCUAAACCGCCCAGCUGGUGA